AUGAAAAUGGUCCACAAAACCGCUUUCAAAAUGGUUAAGGCCUUGUGGAGUACCUUAAUCUGGUCCAUUUGGCAUGCACAUGGGCUCGUUUGGAUACCCCCAGACUCCCUGAAAACGGUCCACCAAACCGUCUGUGAAAUGGUUGAGGCCUCAUGGAGCACCUUAAUCUCAUCUGUUUGGCAUGCAUGUGGGCUUCUUCGGAUACUCCCAAACUCCCUGAAUAUGAUCAACAAAACUGUUUAUGAAAAGGUUGAGGCCUUGGUUGAUUGUUAUACAUUGAAUAUAAAGAAAUAUAAUUGA
Molecule: messenger RNA, 300 nt
Organism: Laccaria bicolor S238N-H82
Lineage: Eukaryota; Fungi; Basidiomycota; Agaricomycetes; Agaricales; Hydnangiaceae
Product: small secreted protein
Exons: 3
Coding region: 1-300 (99 amino acids)
Source: RefSeq, a predicted model, not a curated record